Messenger RNA from Perognathus longimembris pacificus (Pacific pocket mouse), 1146 nucleotides. It is a transcript of the gene Exog, whose product is annotated as exo/endonuclease G. Gene Ontology annotation, molecular function: single-stranded DNA endonuclease activity; nucleic acid binding; metal ion binding. Gene Ontology annotation, biological process: apoptotic DNA fragmentation. Lineage: Eukaryota; Metazoa; Chordata; Mammalia; Rodentia; Heteromyidae. The record is from RefSeq and is a predicted model, not a curated record. Gene Ontology annotation, cellular component: mitochondrial inner membrane; nucleus. The transcript is spliced from 6 exons. Bases 9 to 1127 code for a protein of 372 amino acids.
CCAGCAAGAUGGCUGCCAAGAGUUUCGCUUCCCGCCUCGGAGGCUCCCGGCGAUUCCUGCGCGGCUUUGCAGUCGGGGCUGCCGUGGGAGCUGCCGCGGGAGCGGGGCUGACGGCCUGGCAGAUGUCCCGGCGUCCGGGGGCCCAGGCAGCGGCGGCAGCGGCAGCGAGGGAGCCGAGCAGAUCUACAGAAACAGCAGUGUUAGAACACUUUGGAUUCCCUUUAGCUGGGACAGAGACCAGAUGUUACACGAACCACGCGCUGUCCUACGAUCAGACGAAACGAGUCCCUCGCUGGGUCCUCGAACACAUUUCCAAAAGCAAGAUCACGGGGGAUGCAGACAGAAAGCAUUGCAAAUUCCAGCCCGACCCCAGCAUCCCCCCAACCUUCAGGGCCCACAACGAAGACUAUAUUGGAAGCGGCUGGUCUAGGGGCCAUAUGGCUCCUGCGGGAAAUAACAAAUUCUCCAGUAAAGCUAUGGCUGAAACCUUUUACCUUUCUAAUAUUGUGCCUCAGAAUUAUGAAAAUAAUUCUGGCUAUUGGAAUAGAAUAGAAAUGUAUUGCCGCGAACUGACGGAGAGAUUCGAAGAUGUCUGGGUAGUGUCUGGACCUUUGACCUUACCUGAGACUAGAAGCGAUGGCAAGAAGACCGUCAGUUACCAAGUGAUCGGGUCGGAUAACGUGGCGGUACCCUCGCAUCUUUACAAGGUGAUCCUGGCUCGGAGGAGUCGGGAAUCACCCGAACCCUUAGCCCUGGGCGCCUUCGUGGUGCCCAACGAAGCCAUCGGCUUCCAGCCCGCACUGACCGAGUUCCAGGUGAGCCUGCCGGAGCUCGAGGCUCUGUCCGGCCUGCGCUUCUUCCCGGGCCUCGACCGACAGCGGGAAAUCCACGACCUCUGCUCGGUGGACAGCUGCAAGCUGCUGGAUUUCCAGGCCUUCACGCUGUACCUCAGCACCAGGAAGGUGGACGCGGCCCGCUCCGUGCUCCGUCUGGAGAAGAUUCUGGAAACUCUGAAGGAUGCAGGCGUCGAACCCGAUGAAUACUUCAUGAGUCGCUAUGUGCAGAAGCUUAAAGAACUGAUCGCGAAGGAGCAGUCGGAGGAGGCCCGGAUAAGGAAAUCAUCCUAGACGGGGUUUGGGGGUUUUG